AAGCAAAACUCCUUCCUUGUUUUGCUCCGCGCGACGAAAAGCUGGAGGCGGAGGAGACAAUCUUUUCCUGCGCGCGAAGAAGCGUCUGAGACUGCGAUUUCCUCCUUGCGCUGAAGGAUGAAGGUCGAACACUGAAGACGAAGCAGCAUGCGAUCUACUCCUGAGCGUCAAUGAAUUGAAGUUUUUUAAGCAUGGGAAUGUCAGCUGUAAGUACUGCUAGUGAAGCGAUGAAGUUAUGUAUGUUUGAUUUGAGAAGGGGACAACAUGAAGGGCAGGAGCUUGACAAAAUUUUAUUCUUCUUUCCUGCUGAUGUUCCUUUCUCCACCCAGCUCUCUGUUAUUGGCUUAAGUGAAGGUAUCAUCACAUUUACAAGAAUUUUCUCUCCAGAGAUGCCUUGUGAGACUAUAGAAGCCGAGAUGCACGCUCAUGUAUUUUAUGAGGCCGAGCCAGAUAUCUGGAUGGUUAUGGUGGUUGAGAAAAGUAGGGAAUCAGAAACUAUUUGGCGGAUUGAUGGAAUACGGAAGGUUCUUAAGGAAGUUCACACACUCUUUGUGAUGUUUCAUGGGUCUGUAAGAGCAUUGCUGGAUAAAGAACCAAGCGGCGAACUUAUCAGAACCCACUUGUAUUAUUUCCAAAUGGAUUAUCUAAAUGAUUUUCUUGUUGGCAAGAAGCUUCAGUUGCCAAAUUUUCGUGACUCCCUAAAGGAGCGUGGAACGGUACAAAUGUUGACUAUUGGUAGGGAGGCAGCUCUUGAAAUUCAGUCACUGGUUAGGGUGUUGGAAUCUUGUGCUGAGAACACACAUUGCUAUUCGAUGAUCAUGUACCAGAACCUGCUGGUGUCAACAACACUUUCUAAUGAUGACUUAGUAAAUGUAUUUACCUACGCAGUCAUGAGGCUGACUCCUCAUGCUUUGUCUUCUGGCUUGAGCUCUUGGUCUUAUUUACGUAGAGGAAAUACUUCAUCUAAUGUAUCUGCAGGUUCUUUGUUGGGAAGCUCUACUUCUAUACCCGAUCAGCAUAAUGCCUCACAUGAUAGAUCUCAACGCAGUUAUCAUGUUGUGAGGCCAUUACAGCUAGACAAAUGGUCGAAGGGGAAAGAUGGUUUUCUCGUUACUGAUCUUUGGGGAUCAGACGUUGGUAGCUCAGAUUUUUCCACACCAACUGUCUGGCUUAAGCAGACCGGGGAAAGAAUGUAUCUUUGUGCUUAUCAGCACAAGAGCCUGACUGUUGUGCUUCUCAUUCCUCUUGCAUCUGUGCUCAGUGGGGAGCAAGGGAUAUCCAUGGUGAAGCAGCAAGUCCUAGAACAAGCAUCACUUAAGGUAAAUAAAGUUGAGGAGAAACUAUCAAGAGGAUGGGGUGGUGAGAAUGCAUACCAUGUUAGCGGGUAUCGUUAUUUGCUGGUGGACAGUGAUAGAUAUAUCUCUAGAGCUUCCCCACCGGGAAAAGUAACAACUCUGACUAAGGAAUCUUUAAUUGCAUUGACCAAGCUCCGAGAGGAGGUUGAUUUGGAAAGAAACAGAUCAAAGUGUGACUGUCCAGACAAUGAAAAAGAUGGGGAAAUAUGCAUCAGAUCCAAAAACAGUGCAUGGGUGAUUGCUAGGUUAACCCGAGGGAAGGAGCUUUACAUGGUUCUUGAAAAGGCAAAUGAGACACUUCUCUAUGCCAACGAUGCUGUUGAGAAAUUCAGUGACAGGUAUUGCAAUGGAGCUUUUUCCUUGGAGUGAUUAUUAUAUACCCAGAGCAUAUAGUUCUCAUGCCCAGUUCAAGAGGAAUGGUUUAAUUCCUCCCAUCAACAUUCUUGGGGUAAGGGAGGAGAGUUGGCUCCUCGUGUUUCAGGUGCAAAACUUUUUCUUCUUAAUUAUAGCGUGAGAUUGGUGAAAAAGAAAACUCGAGCAUGCUACGCCCGCCUUUGAUUUUGGAGAAUGAGUUGUGACUUUGACUGUUUAAAGGAGAAUUUGGUAUUCCAACUUAAGCAACCAUGCCAAUAUGGCAAUAUAUGAUAUGCUUGUAAUUGAAUAUUUGCCUUUUAGUUUGAUGGAUUUCAUGAUCUGGUCUUUCAUGAAGGGAGUAUAUGAGUUGUAUCAGUUUGAAAAAUAUUGGAGCUUAAUCAAAACUACCAUCUGAACUCCAUAUUGACAUCAUCUUAUCAAUAAAGAACAGUUUAAUUC
Cuscuta campestris is the source of this 2168-nucleotide messenger RNA. The record is from the annotation of a GenBank genome assembly. NCBI's taxonomy places the organism in Eukaryota, Viridiplantae, Streptophyta, Magnoliopsida, Solanales, Convolvulaceae.